AUGAAGGACAAAAGGUUGGAGUUGAAGCUGAGUGUCCGCGGAGAUGGCUCGCUAAGCCGUGGCAGCAACCGCAGCAGCACUAGAAGCAACCGGAGCAACGUCAGCAGUAACGGUCCCGCACUGCCGGUGAGCGAGAUAUUCGCGACCGAUCGCUUCUCGGCGCCCCAGCACCAGCCCUUCGACAUACGGGACAGGUACCAGAGGCAGCCCAUCCAGCAUGCAUACCCAGCGCAGAGCCUGCAAACCUUGAAUCAUUACGAUCAAUCGCAGCGCUAUCAAGACAACGCCCGCGGCCGAAACAAUCCCUACGUAGACACUGAGCCGGUGCAUCACAACGGUGGAUAUGGACAUCCGCCCAAUUUCCAGUAUCAGUCGGUGUACGAUGAUCGCCACAAUCGAAUUUACUCGUCCUUGAGCCGUCCCGACAUACGCGGCCAAGAGACUCGAGAGUACAACACACUGCCGCGCUCCAUACUGCAACGCGAGCAGCCCAGAGCACACCCCUAUGGCAGCUAUCCGCGGCAGACAUGGCACCAAGAACACGAGGACAAUGCUCACUACUACAACUCGCUUCCUCGUUACGCGCAAGACUACGUCGGUUUCAACGCAGGUCCUGGACAUUACACGCUGCCCACCGUGCGUAGAGUGCGCAUCAGCGAACAUCAGCCGGUUGUGUAUGGAUAUGGCGAAUCGGUCUCCGAUCGGGCGGAGAGCGAGGCGCGCGUGGCGACGGAACAGCGCUGCAUCGAGGUGCGGAUAGCGCGCGCCGCGGGCGGCCUCGGCCUGAGCAUCGCCGGCGGCCGCGGCUCCACGCCCUACGUGGGCGACGACGACGGCAUCUUCAUAUCGCGCGUCACGCCCAACGGGCCGGCUUACAUGGCCGGCCUAAGGGUUGGCGACAAAGUUCUAUCAGUUAACGGCACUUCCGUGGUAGAGGUCGACCAUUAUUACGCCGUGGAGGUGUUGAAGGCGAGUGGGCCCGUUCUAACACUUGUCGUGACAAGGGACACACCGAAUUCCACCAGAACUCAUAGCCGAGCGCCGAGCGGUGCGAGCCACCAUUCUGUGUCCAGUACCACCGACACCGUAUCCACUUUAGAGAACGGACAGGUCCCAACCGGUCGGGGCAUCAUGAAGCCGCUCAUCAUCAGCAACCAGUACGCGCAGGACCAACCGGCCCCGAACACCUACCAACGGCUGCAAGCGUCACCGCCGCCGCCGCAAACGCAGCCUUACGUCCCUCCAGUGUACCAGCAGAAGGUGCUCGUCCACACCACGUUGAUCCGCGACGGCGCCGGCCUCGGCUUCAGCAUCGCGGGCGGCAAGGGCUCCCCGCCCUACAGGGAGGACAGCGACGCCAUCUACAUAUCGCGCAUAUCGCCCCAGGGCGCCGCCGCCAAGGACGGCAAGAUGCAGGUCGGCGACAAAGUCAUCUCGAUCAACGGCGUAGAAAUGGAGAACGCGCGGCACGAAGCGGCCGUUGCUCUACUUACGGGACAUGAGCGCUUCGUGCGACUAGUUCUGCAGCGAACCAUUACUUCCGACCAGGCUGAAACUCUCUCGAGGAAGUCGAUAUCGGAAGAGGUCAGGGAGCACAGGACGAGCUUGACGAACGUAAGCGCUGCGUCGGCGCCCAAACCCAGCAACCACGUGGCCGCACCGCUUCCCGGGAACCACACGCUGCCGAAAGCCGCCGGUGCGGCCGCCGCAAAGACCACGCCGAUCUCGAGCGGACCAGCGCACUCGGCCCCUCACGUGACACGGAACGUGUCUCCGCACGUGACGCAACACGUGUCCCCGCACGUGACGCAACACAUAUCCCCGCAAGUGACGCAACACGUGACUCCGCACGUUACGCAACACGUGACAACGCAAGCGCCCACCCCCGCGCCCGUCAACGCGCACGCGCAGCCCCAAGCGUUCGCAACUGCGAACGCGGUACCACCGCAACCGGCGCCACGCAAGCUCAGCCAGACGCAGACCAAUGGACAGGCGGGAACGAAACCGGCAACUAACAGUACGGGCACGCCUCUAACUCCCGGCGCCAAUAAAUUGCACGGCUCUAGCGACGACGUGUUCGACGACAUCCAGCCGUCGCGGCCGAUCACGAGCGAGGAGUUCCAAGCGAUGAUACCGGCGCACUUCCUUGGCGGGCCGCGGCCCGAGUCGCCGUCGGCGGCGGCGGCGGGGGCAGGGGGCCGCGGGGUGCGCGUCACCGUGCAGCGCCCGCCGCCGCCCACUCUGCCGCCGGCGCCCACCGCGCCCGGACGCUUCACCGAAACCAUCACAAAGUCGACUUUCACGGAGACGACGGUCACGCGCAUCACCGACAACCGCCUGCACGAGCCGCUCAUCAUCGAAGAGGUGACGUUACUGAAGGAAGGUGGUUCCCUUGGGUUUAGCAUCAUCGGUGGUACCGAUCACUCCUGCGUACCGUUUGGUGGGAAAGAGCCGGGCAUUUUCAUUUCACACGUAGUCCCGGGGGGCGUGGCGGCCCGCUCGGGAAAGCUGCGCAUGGGCGACCGCCUGCUGAAAGUGAACGGCGUCGAGUUGGCCGGCGCCACGCACCGCGACGCCGUGCAGCUGCUUCUGCAGCCGGGGCCGACCCUGGCGCUCACCAUAAGGCACGACCCCCUGCCGCCCGGAUUCCAGGAGUUAACGAUAAUAAAGCAAGAAGGCGAGAAGUUAGGCAUGCAUAUCAAGGGAGGUCUUAACGGACAACGCGGCAACCCCAACGAUCCGAACGAUGAAGGAGUCUUCAUAUCGAAGAUUAACAGCGGCGGCGCGGCGAGGAGGGAUGGACGACUAAAGGUGGGCAUGCGGCUGCUCGAGGUGAACGGCGCCUCGCUACUGGGCGCUACCCACGGCGAGGCGGUGAACGCGCUGCGGGCCGCCACCCACGCGCCCCUGCACCUCGUCGUCUGCCACGGGUACAGUCGCCCCGAAAAGUACACCACCGGUAGCGAGAGCGGGACGGCUGACACUGGCGGCUCUCUUUCUCACUCCACAUCGAGCCUGGACAGAGAUGAAACCUUGCACCAACACCAACAGGAGCAACAAUAUCAACAGGACCUAGUUGAGUUUGAACAAGAGAAACAAGUCGCAGUAACGAGGGAAAAAUCUACCCCUGAAAAGGUGAUGGACAUCGUGCACGCCGUGGAGUGCAUCGGGCUAGAACCGGCGCCGCCCACCUCGCCCGAGCCCCACCACAAGACCACCACCGUCGUCAUGUCCAAGCACACGCUCCAGCCUCAGACGUCUGGUCCGCAAGCGGCGGGCCCGUCGCCGCUCGCCGUGUUCACACAGCAGAAAGUGAGGGCGGCCACGCCCCUCGGGCUGGCCACGCCCCCGGCAGUGGCGCCGCCCACACAGCGGCUGAGGUCCGACGACGGCACCCCCGUCGACGCGCCGCACCCCGCACACCCCUCCCCCCGCCCGGCGCACCCGCCGCCCCCUCCGCCCGCCAAACAGAGGCCCCAAGUGCCGCGCAAGCCGAACCCGAAGCGAGUUAGUUUCACCAGCGACCACCACACCGACGAGCGCGGAUGGCGCUCGCCGUCUACACACGAAACAGAGACCGCUCGUACCCCACCGCAUGUGGGAAUGCAUGACGACAUCGCAGAAAACGCCCCCGCUACGACUAACGAUGCAUGCACGGACGGCCCGAUACUAAUCCAUAGCCGACUGCCGAGAGCGGAGGCGGCGGUCGCGCGACCGGCUCCGGCCCCGGUGCUCCCCGAGGACUUUAUCAUCCCCCCUCCGCCUCUGUUCGAGACUAAAGUAAGUCAAAGCCAGCUGAUAGGGCGGGACGAGUGCGAGCUCAGUACGCCGCUCAUCUCCCUGAUACCCGAACGCAUAGUGCUACCCGAGCCGGUCAUAGCCGAAACAACCAUGCAGUCGUCGAACUCGACCAACUCCCCCGAAUCCGAGUUCCCGCCCCCCGUCAACUACGGCGCACACCCGACGCUCACGCCCCCCGAGGAGCCACGCUCCGUGAUCAUAUCCGAGGUGCCCUCCUAUCAAGUCUUCCGACACGCCGAUCUUCCCUCGUCCGACACCGACGUGUUCUAUAACGAGCUGUCCGCCAGUCCCGACGGGGAGCCCGAGCCGCCCGAACUUUUGCAAGUGCAGCUCAAGACGCUGCCGACAGUCUCGCAUAUACCCAAUUCCCCGUGCAUUUUGCACCCGAACCUCGGCUACGAGGACGUUCAGAAUCACAAUCAAACGCACGCCUCACUCAGGGACCUCAGAAUAAAAAGCAUCCCCCCCAACAUGGUGCACUCCACGACCUACCCGCCAAACAAUCCGUUCCCAUCCCUAACGACGGUGGCCGGCACGUACAACCCGUAUACGCAGCCCGUGCCGGUCCGCAUCAACCAAACCGACCACCCGGCUUACAAUCCCAAACCGUACCGCCCCGUCGCCUCGCCCAUAGAGAGAGAUAUAAACGCGAACCUCACCCAAACCGCACCCCUAUAUGGGGACACGGACGAUACACCUAAAGGUGUCCAAUCAGAGAGAAGAGUCCGCUUUGGCGAAGUGACGACUGCGCCAGAGUCCGAUAGACCGUCGCAAAGUACGGAGCCGGUGGGAGAAGGGAGCCCCUCGCCCACGACCCUGAAACCCGCAUGGAGCAGCAAAAUCAAAUCCUUCGCCAUCGGCGAGGCUUCCCCACCUCAUUCUGGUAAUUUUGUGAAAGCUUCGGUCAGUGAUAAGAAAAAGUUCUUCGAGAACGCUAUGGAAGAAAGCCACAAAUCGUCACCUAGACCAGAAAAAGUUUUCACGUUCCUGUCAGCGGAUGAGGUGGAGAAAUUGAAGCAAGAAGAGGAGAGAAAGAUGGCGUCUCUAUCGCGCGCAGAGCUCGGCUCGUGGUCACAAGGGGAGGACCGGCAGAGUGGAGACAGCUCGCAUUCCGACGACGAGCCUUACGAGAACGGCCAUAGCGUGUCCGCGGGCGGUGUCAGUCCGUCGGCGAAGUCGCAGCGGCGUCGCGCCGAACGGGAGGGGAGCGCGGGCGAGGACGCGGAGGCGAGAGCGGCGAGGCGGGCGGCGUGGCGCGCGGCGCGUCUGCGCUCGCUCGAACAGGAAGCCCUAGAAUCACAAAAAGUUAUAAAAAGCAUGGUUGGUCCCGCAAGUGAAAUCAUAGGAGAAGUGCCUUCUAGGGACAAAUCGCCGUCAGAGAAAUGGCCCCUGCCGCGUAUCGCGUUGCGUACAAAACCGGGCCCGAUACUCGCCGUCAGGGAGAAGGAAAAGUUGUUAGACGAGAGAAUAACGCUACGCACGGAGGAAUACGUGUGCCCGGCCACUGGCGAGACAAAAGUGCGCACCGUCGAGUACAUUGAGAAAGUGAUUGAGAAAGAGGUGGAGACGACGCAGGAGAAAAUUAUAUCACUCGAACUGACGACCAGUCCGAGCAGUGAGAACGCGCCAACCGACCUUGAGGGCAACGGGGUCAGCCUCGGCGAGGGGGAAAUUGGCGAGGACUCCCUCCAGCCGGACAUUGUCCAGGUCGUGAACCCACUGUUGGACGGCGGCGUUGGGACGGUCACGGCCAUCCCAGUGGGGCCGGCUCAUCGACUCACAGCCUACACAGAGACACCGCAA
Iphiclides podalirius (scarce swallowtail) is the source of this 5604-nucleotide messenger RNA. Lineage: Eukaryota; Metazoa; Arthropoda; Insecta; Lepidoptera; Papilionidae. The record is from the annotation of a GenBank genome assembly.